UGUGAACCAAUCGAGCCUUUGCUGAGGGAUCCGAUAAUGCGACACUUACUAGUGAUGGAUUUACCGCAUGAAGUGCGUGUGCAUUUACUGGUCGAUAAACGCGCUCUUCGAUAUGUAGAGCAUUUGUUGUUGACUAUGUGCGGAAUGGGAUUGUUCCGAGUUGCGCCGAAUGUCGACCCGAAACGAUACCCGUUAAUUGGCGAGCAGUUUUUCUUCAUGAUGCGCGGUGGUGUUUUGCGUGACACGAGCACAUCGGAUCGAGGUUACGCGUGUGUUACACCGCCGAUUGAACGUUAUCAACUCUACGAUUAUUCGUUUGAGUCUCUCGAGGCACGUUCCCUUCCUUAA
Molecule: messenger RNA, 348 nt
Organism: Anisakis simplex (herring worm)
Lineage: Eukaryota; Metazoa; Nematoda; Chromadorea; Rhabditida; Anisakidae
Source: the annotation of a GenBank genome assembly